CUGCAUGUUUUGCACCGUGCCGGGGAAAGCUGUGCUACGUGAUUGAUUGACUAGCGUAUAUGGACUUGCAGACCAAGACCCAACUGUAGUUUCAAACGAAAAACUACUCGUCCCAUGAUAACCUGUCGUGAAAUCGAGGCAAUGUAACUCCAGGAACAUGAAAAGGUCGGAUAGCAGUGAGAGGGAGAAGAAAAGAAAGAGACAGAAGCUUCUGCAGGAGCUGGGCGGGCAGCGAAUCCCCUUCCUCUCACCUGCAGACUCGGGCUUUCAGCAGCUGUGGGAGUCCAGUUACCCCGGCCUGGUCCUACGACGGGCUGACGGCCUGCCCCCUGACCUGCACGGCCGCGUGCAGGCCGCCCUCUGCUCCUUGCGUGGCCGCGGCUGCCUGCUGCGUGACCUUGUGCGGGUGCGAGGCCGUGACGUCUUCACCUCAGUCUCCCGCGCUCUCCUGGGCCUGCCGGGCUAUACCUACCGCUACCUGAACACCCGCCUCUUCACCAUCCCCUGGCACAGCGAGGAGGUGGAGGAGCGGAAGGAAGGGGAGCAGGAAGACAAGUCACAGGGUGAGGCUCUGGAGGAAGUGGAGAACAAGGACAAGGCCUGCUGCGACCAGGAGCUGAGGGCAGCCUGCAAGGCACUCUGGGAGCUGAACCACUUCUUCUGCAAAGACGUGUACCGCAUAGAGGAGGCUAGCGACCAUGAGCAGGGACCCAAAGAGGCCGAGGCUGGCGGGGGGUCUCCCCAGGCACAGUGCUCCAAGGGCUCCCCCGUCACGGCCCAGUUUAAUGUAACCCUGCUGAACUACAUGGACCCGACCACCAUGGACCAGCUGAAGGAAGAGCCCUACUAUGGCAUGGGCAAGAUGGCGGUGGGCUGGCACCACGACGAGAACCUGGUGUCGUUUUCCUCGGUCGCCGUGUAUAACUACAGCUGCCAGGAUGACAAAGUUGAGGGUGGCAGCUCUGAAGACGCGGGCCGGGCCCCCUGGCGUCUGGGACUGAAGGUGGCCUGGGACAUCAACACCCCGGGCCUGGCGGUUCCCCUGCAGACUGGGGACUGCUACUACCUGCGAGAUGACCUGAACCGGACCCACCAGCACUGCGUCUUGGCCGGGGAGGCUGCUCGCUUCAGCUCGACGCACAGAGUGGCCGAGUGCUCCUCAGGAACACUGGAGUACAUACGGCGCCGCUGCGAGGAGGCCUUGGAGAACAUGUCCACAAACCCAGACACUGGUGCCAGAAAUCUGCACUCCCUGUCGCCUUCUGCUCUGCAGCUCUCUGAGGAGAUUCACAACGAGGUCGAGUUUGAGUGGCUGCGCCAGUACUGGUUCCAGGGCAGACGUUACUCCAGGUUCUGCAGCUGGUGGAACAAGCCCAUGGAGGAGCUGGAGGAGUCCUGGAGAGAGAUGGAGAGCAUGACACAGCUGACGCUGGCUGUAGCAGAGGAUGACAGCUGUGAGGAGCAACGGAGGAAGGAGGUAGCUGAGGCCCUGCUGCCGGCCCUCACGGAGCGCCAGCAGCACAGACUCACCUGGAAGGAACGGUGUGAGUCCAGACUCGCCCAGACCCUACCCCCUGAGGAGGCGCCAAUCAACCGGCCAUACUGGUGUGACGGUGACCCUUCCAUGCCGCUGCCCUUUGACCUUACCGACAUCAUCAGCAGGGUCGAGUCCCUCUUGUGGAAGCUUUAAGGGGGACGGUCCCUGCAGCGUGUGUGUCGGCCCAAAUGGAUCGCUGAAGAAAAUGAUCUGCCUAUAGACGGCGUCCAUCGCUUCUGAGACGUGUGGCCAAUAGAGCGCGUGCCAUUCUUAUCCCAACCCCCAGCUGCGUGGUGGGGGGGGUGGCGGGACGUUGCGCAAGCCAGGACGAGAAUGACACCACAGCUACAGCAUCAUCUGUUCCCUCAUCUUCCGUCUCUUUUUUUCCCGUAGGUAGUGCAAACGCUGAAUAUUGCUACGAUUAUUCUCGUGCCAAAUGACCGGAAUCGCUCUUCAGUAUUCAUCGCUACUCGGCUACAUCAAAUGCCCAUGUUAUCUCAUAUGGCUUGUCGUAACUUUAUUGUGCAGAUAAAUAUGUGUCUUUUACCUAAUCGCUCGUCGUCACUGUGUGGGACCGCAAGUCCCACCUCCUCCACCUCCCAGCCCCACCCACGCGCGGCCCUGCCUUCUCCCGCUAGCCCAUAUGCUACCAGAACAUCAUGAGUCCGCCUCCACCUGCUUCGCCAUUAAUGAGAAUCAGCAAACUAAGGCGCUCUUUACGCUAACCCCCCGUGCUACUCCUUUGUCGUAGACAGACAGACGACCGGCGCGUUAUUCCUAUUCUGAAGCCUGUUUCUCAGGUGGCCUUUGUGUGUCCGUGUCAUGCAUCGCAGUUGGGGUCAUUAGGCAGAGAUUUUUGGUGGGAUUGGGAGAUGUCUGUACCAGAGACUUUCAAUGGCUCUUUUCUAUGUUGAUGAAUGCUAACGACAAUAUCACAGCACCUUCGAUAUCUAACACCCUUGCCCUUCAUAGUUGCCAUUGUUUUGGCUUUGUUUUGUUUUGUUUAGUUUUUUUUAACUUACCGAUGAAGUAGAAUUGAAAGCUGUUACGUGAGCGUUUCUUUAGAUUGUAAUGCAGAAAGUCUGAUUUAAAUGGCUAGAUUGUAAUGUGUUGGAUGUCAAAUGUUUGUUUUUCUAUUUGUUCUUGAUGAAGUAGAGUUUCCAUAUUAUAAUAAGAAUGCAAAUAAAUAUUCCAUGUUUUUCCCAGUU
Paramormyrops kingsleyae is the source of this 2745-nucleotide messenger RNA. It is a transcript of the gene fto, whose product is annotated as FTO alpha-ketoglutarate dependent dioxygenase. The record is from RefSeq and is a predicted model, not a curated record. Gene Ontology annotation, biological process: regulation of multicellular organism growth; DNA alkylation repair; RNA repair. Lineage: Eukaryota; Metazoa; Chordata; Actinopteri; Osteoglossiformes; Mormyridae. Gene Ontology annotation, molecular function: broad specificity oxidative DNA demethylase activity; mRNA N6-methyladenosine dioxygenase activity; ferrous iron binding.